AUGCAGACUGCUUCUACAAACAUUUUUGAAAGACUGUGCAAUAAGUCCAUCCGUGAAAUUUCCUUGCUACAAAAUAUUCCACAGUCAACUGUUAGUGGUAUUGUAAAAAAGUGGAAGCGACUGGGAACAACAGCAACUCAGCCAUGAAGUGGUAGGCCACGUAAAAUGACAGAGCAGGGUCAGUGCAUGCUGAAGCACACAGUGUGCAGAAGUCGCCAACUAUCUGCAGAGUCAAUAGCUAAAGACCUCCAAACUUCAUGUAGCCUUCAGCAUAGCACAACAACAGUGUGUAGAGAGCUUCAUGGAAUGUUUUUCAGCAGCUGCAUCCAAGCCUUAUAUCACCAAGUGCAAUGCAAAGCGUCAGAUGAAGUGGUGUAAAGCACGCCACCACUGGACUCUAG
Molecule: messenger RNA, 401 nt
Organism: Staurois parvus
Lineage: Eukaryota; Metazoa; Chordata; Amphibia; Anura; Ranidae
Source: the annotation of a GenBank genome assembly